Molecule: messenger RNA, 974 nt
Organism: Phoenix dactylifera (date palm)
Lineage: Eukaryota; Viridiplantae; Streptophyta; Magnoliopsida; Arecales; Arecaceae
Product: HMG1/2-like protein
Source: RefSeq, a predicted model, not a curated record
AAUUUCCCCCCACGCCCUCGCGCCCCUUCCUCCUCUCCCCUUCUUAUCCCCCCACGCCUACGCCCUCCCUUAUCUCAUCCCAUCGCCACUUAGAACGACAUCUCUCUCUCUCCUCGUCCUUUCCUUUUCUGCCUCGCUCGACGAAACCCUAACCCUAAGAUUUCGCCAUGAAAGGUGGGAGGUCGAAGGCCGACACGUCGAAGAAGGCCGACACUAAGCUUUCGAUGAAGAGGAGGGGGGCGGAGAAGGCGAAGAAGACGGUGAAGAAGGCGAAGGCCGGGAAGGACCCGAACAAACCGAAGAGGCCGCCAAGCGCCUUCUUUGUCUUCAUGGAGGAGUUCCGGAAGCAGUUCAAGGAAAAGAACCCAAAUAAUAAGCUGGUCUCUGUGGUUGGCAAAGCCGGAGGUGAUAAGUGGAAAUCCUUGUCUGAGGCUGAGAAGGCUCCCUACGUGGCCAAGGCAAACAAGUAUAAGACCGAAUACACCAAGAACAUGGCCGCUUACAAUAAGAAAACGGCUGAGGGACCAACUAAAAACGCCGAUGACGAAGAAGAAUCCGACAAGUCCAAGUCUGAGGUGAACGAUGAUGAGGAUGACGAAGAAGGGAGCGAAGGGGAAGAGGAGGAAGAGGAGUAGGUGGUGGGAGGGCGAUAGUGGAAGGCGAAGCAAAGGACCGCGCAUUAAAGAUUCCCCCUCUAUUACCUUUUUUUUUUGGUUGUCCCUCGUUUUGUUUUUACUCCUUUUUGGGGAAAAAAAAUCUAGAAGUAGAUAUCAGAAUUUGUCACUUUUGUUACAGUGGGGAACUGUACUCUUUUGUGAGAUGUGCGGCUGGACGCAGGACGGUCGCAUCUCCGCCGUCCAUCACCAUCUUGUACCUACGUUCAUCUAACUCUUGAGCUGAUUUUGGUACAAUAUAUGUAUCACUCUGUGCUCCCCUCUAGUAUUCGUGCUUAAUGUUCUAAUUAUUUUUCUGUA